AUGGCUACCCCUAGUAUCCUCGCUUUUGAAGCUGAGGGUCGGGCCAUUGACUUUGACGUCUGGGUAGAUGACAUGCAGCUUUUCCUACAGUGCGAUAGGGCAGACGGUCUCUCCCUCUUUGACCUCACCUCUGGUGCCUCUCCUGCCCCUGCUGCUGAUGCUGACGCCUCUGUUCGCUCACAGUGGGCCACACGCGAUGCUGCUGCACGUCUUGCUAUGCGUCGCCACCUGCCUACCUCUGAGCGUGCGCACUUUAGCCAGUACAAGAGUGCUCAGACCCUGUACGACGCUGUAGUUGCGCGCUACUCCUCCCCUGCAACUGCUGCACUGAGCCGCCUCAUGCUACCGUACCUCUUCCCUGACCUUGCUGCCUUUUCCACAGUCGCUGACCUCAUUACGCACCUCCGCACUAGUGACACUCGCUACCGCGCUGCGCUUCUUGCUGAGGACCACUUCCUCUCAGUUUGCCCCACCACUCUCACCGUUGACCUCCUCGAGAAGGCCCUCCUAGCAGCUGAGAAGAGCAUAGACGUUGUAGGAGCCUCUCGUGGUGACCCUCGCAUCCCCGUCUUUGAGGGGUGUUCCCCCUCCCCCCUUUUGCCCUCUGUUGCCUCUGCUGCUGCAGCCGACCUCGUUGGUUUCGAGUCGGUUGGCGCUGCGUCUGCCCCGAGCGGGAGACGCCGCACCGGCAAAGGCAAGGGGUGCAAGGGUGCUGGAGGGGCGGGCGGGGGUGGCGGAGGUGGCGGUGGAGGAAGUGGAGGGGGUGGGGGUGGUGGUGGGAGUGGUGGCGGGGGUGGAGGUGUCGGUGGCGGCAGUGGAGGCGGAGGCGGCGGCGGCGGUGGCGUUGGGAGCGGAGGUGGCGGAGGUGGCGGCGGUGGAGGAGGCGGCGACGGAGGAGGUGGAGCUGGUCGGGGUGGCGCUGCGCAGAGGGUCGCCUCUGGUGGGGGUCAGCACCAGCAGCAGCAGCAGCAGCAGCGCACCUCGUGA
Molecule: messenger RNA, 987 nt
Organism: Closterium sp. NIES-65
Lineage: Eukaryota; Viridiplantae; Streptophyta; Zygnematophyceae; Desmidiales; Closteriaceae
Source: the annotation of a GenBank genome assembly